Plasmopara halstedii is the source of this 384-nucleotide messenger RNA. RefSeq lists its product as uncharacterized. The transcript has a single exon. Lineage: Eukaryota; Oomycota; Peronosporomycetes; Peronosporales; Peronosporaceae. Bases 1 to 384 code for a protein of 127 amino acids. The record is from RefSeq and is a predicted model, not a curated record.
AUGAACGCAUUUCGUUUUCGCUUCGCGACAUUGCUGCUGCUCGUCGUGACCAUUGCCUGUAGCAACAGCAUUGCUCGCAUUUCAGCUGACGCUCCAGUUGAGAACAAUUCAAGGCUUUUGCGUAAUCAAGUGGAAUUCUCAGAUGCUGCCGCAUUGUCUGAAAGUGAGCAACUGAACUCUUCCAGCUCUUCCAGUCACGAAAAAUUUGUUCCAGGGGAACCAUCGCACGCUUCGGAGACCGAACACUCGGCUGCUUCAGCAUCGCAUGAGAAAAAACACGAGGGACCAACUUUGAUGUCGUUUGUCGGUCCGGCUGUCGCGGGUGUGCUAGCAAUUUUGCUCAUUGGCGCUGUCAUCGCAUUUAAGAAUCGCAUGAACAAGUAA